Messenger RNA from Pelagomonas calceolata, 1161 nucleotides. The record is from the annotation of a GenBank genome assembly. NCBI's taxonomy places the organism in Eukaryota, Pelagophyceae, Pelagomonadales, Pelagomonadaceae.
GGCUCCUAUCUUCCUUGCUGGCGGCUCAGCCGACCAGCGCUUCGCGUGUCAACACGUCCCUAGCUCCGCCGAGCAGCGCGACGAGACCAGCGCACGAAUGGCACUGAGUUUCACGCCCUUUAAACCGGAGAGCUCGUGUGUGUAUCCUCAAGUUUAGCUCUAGAUAAGAGCUCUAGGUUUAGAACGGGCAAGAUGCUGCUAGAGGAGCUCCGGGAUGUUCAUGGAUGUGCUGCGUGCGACGCCUGGCUCGCCCUCGGGCUGUAUAGACCAUGCCGGCCUGGGUCAAAAGCUUGUGGGGUUUUGGGUCACAGGAGGGUGGCGCCGCGCGGCCUUCGUGCGUUCUGCAGGCGGCGCAAUUCCUGCGCGGAGGCAGCCUUUUUACCCCCCAUGCGCUGUCCGCGCGAGCGUCGCCGCGUGGCCGCACCAAAAGCCCCAUUGGCUACCUCCACACCAGAGAACAAUUAAAUGCGCGCGCGCAGGCCAAUGUCGAUGCAAGACCGAAUCGUCGAGAAGGCCAGCCGUGUCGUCCCGCUCGGUAUAACGAGCUACCGCCGGGACUGGGGGGCACUCUGCGACGCCGCGACGCUCCUCGGCGUCCCGCGGGACCCGUUGUCUCAGGCCGCGCACGAGGCGCUGACGCGGGCCGGGAUGCGGGGUAAACGCUUCCGGGCCUGGGUGGCCGGUGGCGGCGCGGCCGUCGUGCUCGGGGACAUCAACGACCCGGUCGCGUUCAACGCCGUCGCGUGCGGUGUGGAAACAAGUGAGGUCCUCAAUAAGACACCGGUUCGUGAAACGCAGGUCGUGCGAGACGCCCCGCCCCAGAUCCGCGCCGACGUCGCCGACGCGCUCGCCGAGGCGUACACCGCGGCCGUCGCGAGCGAUAAGGCGGCGCUGCGCAAGGCCUCCGAGACCCCAUCGUUGCCGCGCAAGCGCAAGGUCACGACGCCGCCGCGCCUCGACCCGUGCGUGCCCAAGGGCGGCGCUCGCACGUGGGGCCGCCCAGCGACGCCCUUCAAAGUCGGCGACCGCGUCCAGGCGCGCUGGGGCAGGCGGUGGUUCGCCGGCGUCGUCGACGAGAUUGUCGAGGGCGGGUACGAGAUAGCCUGGGCCGACGAGGAGUCUUCCAACGAAGUCCGGGCGGCCGACGUCCGUCACAACUAA